AUGACUAUUUUGAAGUGUGAUGGAGAUGUUGAUAAUAAUUAUGAAGUGCUGGAAGGACAUUCAGUCACUCUGAGCUCUGGUGUCACUGAACUGAAGAAUGAUGAUCAGAUUCAGUGGUGGUUUGGAUAUGACAGCAAUUUAAUAGCAGAAAUCAAUAAACAGACAAACAGAUUCUCUGUAUUUGAUGAUGUUCUUGAUGGGAGAUUCAGAGACAGACUGAAACUGGACAAGAAAACUGGAUCUCUGACCAUCACAGACACCAGAACUGAACAUACUGGAGAAUAUGAACUACAGACCAACGAGAUGAGCAUUAUUGUCUAUCUUCAAGUCUUUGAUAAUAUACGAGCGGCUGAGGGAGAGUCAGUCACUCUGAGUACUGAUCUCACUGAACUGAAGAAUGAUGAUCAGAUUCAGUGGAGGUUUGGAAAUCGAGACACUUUAAUAGCAGAAAUCACUAAACAGACCAGCAGUUUCUCUGUAUUUGAUGAUGUUCUUGAUGGGAGAUUCAGAGACAGACUGAAACUGGACAAUAAAACUGGAUCUCUGACCAUCACAAACAUCACAACUGAACAUGCUGGAGUUUAUAAAGUACAGAUCAACACUGAAAUCAACACUGUUAAACUUAUUGUUUUUGGAGACGAUAAAGAAGUGUCUGUGAAAAAGGGAAAUUCGGUCACUCUGAGCUCUGGUGUUACUGAAAUGAACAAUGAUGAGCAGAUUCAGUGGAAGUUUGGAAAUGAAUACACUUUAAUAGCUGAAAUCAAUAAACAGAACAACAGUUUCUUUGUAUUUGAUGAUGUUCUUGAUGGGAGAUUCAGAGACAGACUGAAACUGGACAAUAAAACUGGAUCUCUGACCAUCACAGACUCCAGAGCUGAACAUGCUGGAGUUUAUAAACUACAGACCAACUAUAAGGAUAUUAUGUUCCUUCUUGCGUUCUAUGAUGAAAUAUCAGUGAAGGAGGGAGAUUCAGUCACUAUAAACACUGAACUCACUGAACUGAAGAAUGAUGAUUGGAGUCAGUGGAUGUUUGGAAAUCGAGACACUUCAAUAGCUGCAUUCAAUAGACAGACCAACAGAUUCUCUGUAAUUGAUGGUGUUCUUGAUGGGAGAUUCAGAGACAGACUGAAACUGGACAAUAAAACUGGAUCUCUGACCAUCACAAACAUCACAUCUGAACUCAUUGGAGUUUAUAAACUAUGGUUACGCAACAGUAGAAAAAUGAGUUUCAUUCUCACUCUCGCUCUGCCUGUUCCUGUCCUCAUCCUCAACUCUUCUCAAUGUUCUUCAUCCUCAUCUUCAUCAGUGCAGUAUUGUUCAGUGCUGUGUUCAGUGGUGAAUGUGAGCGCUGUGAGUCUCUCCUGGUACAAAGGAAACAGUUUAUUGUCCAGCAUCAGUGUGUCUGAUCUCAGCAUCAGUCUCUCUCUACCUCUGGAGGUGGAAUAUCAGGAGAAAAACACCUACAGCUGUGUGAUCAACAACACCAUCAGCAACCAGACUCAACAUCUGGACAUCAGUCAACUCUGUCCCACAUGUUCAGGCUCUGUUCACUGCUGUGGUCCUACUGAAGCUGUGAUCCGAUUGGUCCUCUCUGUUCUGGUGGGCGUGGCUACUGUCAUUAUUGUGCUUUAUGACAUCAGAUCCAGAAGAGCUCAGAAGGGGGUUGGGCAGAGAUUAUAAUUUGUUUGCGAGCAUCCGGGAGUCUCUAUGCAUAUGCAGGAGACUCCAGGAACUUCUGGGAGACUUGGGAUGUCUGCAUAUUAGUGUAUUAAUGCGCCUCGUGUAAGUUUAUGACUUUUCUAUCAUUUUUUGUUUAAUAUUAUUAUUCUAUGUAUUCAUUACUCUUUUCAUCUAUAUUGUAUAUUUAACUGGAAGCUUAAGGGAUUUUAAAAAUUCAAAUUAAGAUUGUAUCUUUCCCGGUUUUUCAAUAAACUUGCCGCACUCCGAGGUUC
Messenger RNA from Danio rerio (zebrafish), 1952 nucleotides. The record is from RefSeq and is a predicted model, not a curated record. NCBI's taxonomy places the organism in Eukaryota, Metazoa, Chordata, Actinopteri, Cypriniformes, Danionidae.